AUGAAGGAGCGGCUGAUGUCAAACAUCGUGACUGUGCCUGGCACCGUGGCAGACCCGGAGUGGGCCGAAGCCGAGCAAAGAGAGAUCGACUUGAUAGCGUCGGAUAAGAAUGCAGCGGAGGCGGAGAGUGGCCCGGAGCGGAAGCAGGAGGACGAGGAUGGGGUGGGACAUUUCAUGUCAAUGGGUGAAUAUAUGGCUGAUGUGGAUGCAGAGCAGAUUUUGGCGUAUCUGCUGCAUGCAGCCGGCGAUCUUGGAGACAUUGAAGAGGUUUCACUUAUCCUGGCCACGAGAAGAGUGGACGUCAACGCUUGCAAUGAUGACGGGGUGACUGCACUGCAUGAGGCGGUUAGGUGCGAAAAUCUCGACAUCGUCAAGCUGCUUCUGGAUUCGGGGGCUGAUGUCGAGGCUCCUGUCAGUGAAGAGUACUCCAAGGGCCGCUUUCGCUUGAAGACGGCUUCCGAUCUGGCAGCGGCCUAUGGUUCUUUGCGCGCCUUCAAGGCUCUCCGUGACCACAACGCAUCCGUGAGUGCCACGACGCUCGCCAGCCUGCUGCGCGGUGAGGGCCCUCGCUACACUGAGGCUGUUGAGGCGUUGCUGAAACAGGCCAGUGCAAAGGCACAACCUGGGCAGGCCAGACUUCGAGAGCACCUUCGGGUACUCCUCCUUCCCUCCAAGAACUUGGACAUCGCUGUUCCGGGUGAGGCAGCGGUUGCUGCCUGUCAGGGCCUGCACGAGCAGAACCUGCUUUAUGCUGCUGAGGUGGGCGUGACCUUGUUAGAGAUGCCGCUGCUGGCACCAGUGGCAUGCGAGAGGAUGGUCCUGGCUGCAGUGGCAGAGACUGCCAAUGAGGAAAUUGUUGCCACUGACACGGUCGACGCUUUGACAGCAGCUGCAUGGCUGCAGAUGCGUGCUUCAACAGCACUGGACAUCUUGCUGAUGUUGGUGAGCGUGGUGUGUUUGUGCCUGGUCAGCUAUUCCUACCGCCAUGGAGGAGUAGAUGCCAGGCCGGCUCUGUGGAUACUUGCAGUUAUCCACACGAAGGAAGCUCUCGAGUGGCUGCUGCAGGCUGCGUAUUUCUUCUGGAGCAAAUGCUGCGGACGCUACGAGGAAGCCGCCGUGGGUCUGGAAUCCCUGGCGGACCUUCUCUACCUGGUUACCGGUUAUCUUGCCAUAGUGCAUCAGAUGGAGCUUCAGGAGCUAGAGCAAAGCUUCCUCCCGAUUUUCUCUGCCAUGGCUUGGCUGAGACUCCUGUACAGUCUACGUGGCGAGCGGUGGUUGGGACCUCGUUUGCUACCCAUCCUGUCGGCCGUGAGGGAUACCCAGGCAUUCUUUCUUGUGACAGUCCUGUGCCUAGCAUCGGCGACCCAUGCCUACUUCAUCUUAAACCCAAGAGGGGAAGACCCACUACCGAUAUAUGCCUCCUUUACCCACACCGUGCGCCUUGGCAUUUUUGGAGAUUUCGACCUCUUCGAGUACCAGGGACAAGAUACCACCUUCGCGGUGGAUGCUGCUACAGGUGAGUGGGUGCCCAAUGAUCCGGUUCCCGAUGAAAUUGGUUAUUCCUCGUUUGUGUACCUGCAAGUCAUCUUCUUUUUCACCGGGGUGGGAAUCACCAUCCUGCUAAUGAACUUGCUUAUCGGCGUCUUGGGGCAGAACUACGAAAUCCACAUGGAUCGGGCUCAGGUCCUCUUCGUGCGGGCUCGGGCAAAGAUGCUGUUGGAGCACCGGGGUCGGCCCCAGGCCAAGAUCAAGCGCAGGCUACUGCGCAGGCUGUGCCCAAAAAGGGAGUCUACGGACAAGGUGAGCGAAGAGGAGGUGAGCAGAGCAAGGAGCAGCAUGUCCGCAGCCCAUUGGUGCAUUGCCGUGGUCGUACUCUUGAGUUUCCUGCCAGUCAUGCUUUGUGUUAUCGGCCCUCAGCACUGGGAGGCUGUUCUGGGCCCGCUGCGCUACAGGGUGUUUCGGCACAGUGCCCUGGCGUUUGUGUUGUUCUUGAUUUUCCCCGUCAUCCUCGCACUGUCACUGGCAUUGGCCGUGCCAGUCGCGCUCGUCUUGGCGAGUUUAUGGAUCCUCGGCUUUCACAUCCAGGGUAUGCAAUACGCAAUAAACUUCACUCUCUUCAACAUCUUCGGGAAUCACCGGGCUGCGAAAUGUACCAUCUAUGCGAUGGUUCGGACAGAGUCGGGUGUCGACGAGCUGCGCGGCAUGCGCACCGAUCUCAAGGACAAGAUGCAGAAGCUGGAGGAUGUACUGCAGAACCAGCAUCUCGCUCACAAGGAGAGUCUGGCCCAGCAGAAGAAUUCGAUACGAAGCCUGGAGCAGAAGCUGGACAAGAUCCUGACGCUGCUCGCAGGAGAGCCGAAAGCUUCUGAAGAGCUGGGAAGCGAGGAGCCGGAGCUGAAAUCGGCAGAAUUUAGCAUCCGAGGCAUGACUUGCGCUGCUUGCAGCGGCGCCGUGCAGAAGGCUUUGGAGAGCAUCCCGGGCGUGGAGCAGGUCGAAGUGAGCCUUUUGCGUGAGCGAGCUGAUGUCACGUUUAACGCGAAUGUUGUCAAUCCGGAGCAGCUGUGUUCCGAGAUUGAGGACAUUGGUUUCGAAGCAUCCCUGCACCAAGUAGCUGAGAACAAGCUGCGGGCUUCUGCUGGGCCGAGGAACCGCCGUGUGGAGCUCUCCGUUGGGGGAAUGACAUGCGCGGCAUGCAGCGGCGCAGUGGAAAGGGCAUUGAGACGCUGUGAUGGCGUCCUGGAAGUUCAGGUAAGUCUGCUGUGUGGCAAGGCCACCCUGGUUUGCAGCGCGGCAGCGCCAAGUGCGGCAGCCUUGGCUGAGGAGGUAGAUGAUUGUGGCUUCGAAGCAACAGUGCUCACAGAGACCGAGGCUCCAUCUGAGCCUUCCCGACGGCGUGCACCGCCGGAGACGGCGAAGCUGCACCUGCAAGUCUGUGGCAGCUCCGCGGCAUCUGCAGCAUCGAGAGCAGAGGAAGUGCCUGGCGUGAUGAGUGUGACUCUCUUCGGUUCCUGCGGUGUGCGCAUCAUGUAUCGGCUGCCGCCCCAGCGGACGAAGAUGACCUUUGCUGCCAUGCUCCUUAGCUCUGGAGCCUCUACAGGGCUCGGUGGGCGGCCAAGCUUGGCUCCGAAGGGUCCCCCGAAUCUAUACUCGCCGCCUUCGGUGGAGGCACGUGGCUUGGGCAGCCCUCAGCGCAGAGGGCGUGCCAUGACGCCCGUGAUGGCCAGCAAGGUGGCAGCCAAACCACGCACUUGGAAGGCGUUACGGACCUCGGACCAGGCCGCUACUGUUCUGUUCUUGCUCAUCGCCUGCGUGGCUUUCGGGCUUGAGCGAAGUCGAGCACCAACAGUGCGCGGGCUCGUGGUUGAAUCGGUGAGCCCACGGCAUCUCCUGGGUGUUUGCUGGGCCUCCGUCGCCAUCAUCGGCCGCCCAGCGGCCUCUGCACUGAGGAAAGCCAUUGCAACACCCCGUGCGGGCGUGGCGGUUUCGCACGCCGAGCAGGUGGGCGUCACCUCCUUGUUGCAGGGAUUGGCCGCUGUGGCUUUCUUGGUGCUCAACACCGGGAGCAGCGUUCAGCUUUCGUUGCCAACGACCUUCUGGAUCUGCCUGGGUUGCUCCGCCUUCCUGAAUGCCAUCAUCAAGACUUCAGAAACGCACGCCUACACCAUCGGGGAGAUGUCGCUCUGUGCCCCCUUUCUGGCUUUCGAUCCGGUCAUCCAGCUGGCUGUGGGAUCGUUGUUACUUCCGCUGCUCUCAUUUUGCUGCCUUGGUGGGGCACCCCUGGAGCCGCCCAGCUACCAUUUCCUGCGGAAAGCUGCCUCCGUGGCGUGCAUCGCAGCAGGAAUGCUGGCUUUGUCCAUUUCACGCAGGCAGGCAAAGAGGGAGCUGCCGAAAGGCGCUGGCUUCAUCAUUUUGAACUGCUUCCUGUACUCCGCGACGUACCGGCUUGAUGCCGCAGCGGUGGGUGUGACCAGCAGCGUUUGCUACUUCGCCUUUAGUCGCCUCCUUAUGGCGGCAGUCUGCUUUGCCGGGACAUUGCUCCAGACAAAGGACCUCGACGCAAAGCUGGAUGAGUCUUCGGCGAAGUCGGGCGGAUGGGACCGAAGAACGGUCACGCUGCUCUUGUUCGUGUGUAUAGUGGACGCGGCGUACAUGCUUUCCAUGUACCAG
Messenger RNA from Symbiodinium necroappetens, 4167 nucleotides. Lineage: Eukaryota; Dinophyceae; Suessiales; Symbiodiniaceae. The record is from the annotation of a GenBank genome assembly.